Molecule: messenger RNA, 8216 nt
Organism: Pseudopipra pipra
Lineage: Eukaryota; Metazoa; Chordata; Aves; Passeriformes; Pipridae
Gene: KCNG1
Product: potassium voltage-gated channel modifier subfamily G member 1
Exons: 4
Coding region: 3669-5198 (509 amino acids)
Biological process (GO): potassium ion transmembrane transport; protein homooligomerization; regulation of delayed rectifier potassium channel activity
Cellular component (GO): voltage-gated potassium channel complex; membrane
Molecular function (GO): delayed rectifier potassium channel activity
Source: RefSeq, a predicted model, not a curated record
ACAUAAUUCAGUUUGUAAAUUGUCAUAAAAUGCCAUAACUGUCCAGCUCAAGGUGAGCGACAUAGAGAUAGCAGCACGUUUUUUCAGCUUAUCUGCUUUUCUGGAGAAUUUUGUUUCCUAUUAUACACUGACCUUUUUAAGUUUUACUUUGAUUUGGCUGAAGUGCACUUUGCAAGCAGAGCUGAAGUUUGAGAUCUGUUCUUGGGCUGAAAAGAGCUGCGUGAGUGUGGCUUGGAGUAUGUCAGGAGGUACCUGCAGGUGGUACAGCCCAGAAAUCCUGUGCCAGGGGAGAACUGAAUGUAACACUGCUGGGAAUACUGCCUGCUUAACUAAGGAAAGGCUACAGGAGGAAGGAUCAUUGAACUGUAAAGCAGUUUCUUAUGGAAUUCUCUCAAAAAAAUCACUAUAUUCAUAUUCAACCUGCACCAAAAUCUGAAACUUUUCUCUUUUUUUGUUUUUAUUUAAACUUAAUUUACAAAUGGUAAAAAGCAACAGAGAUGAGUUCCAGGUACUGGAAUUGAUAGAAGAGUCUAGGGGGGAGUUCUGCAUCUUCCUUGCAUGCUUGUUUUCAUCCAGGCACAACUUUGAAUUGUCUGCACCACGGAGCAGAGCAGGACUCCUUGCAGGAGCUCUGAUUACAUCAGAGAUGCACUGCAGAAUUCAAAAUACUGCAGAGGACACUGGGGGGGGGGAACGACACUUGCAGUGGAAUUUUAGCAUGUUACUCAUGAGUUCUAUUUCUUUCCCUCAGAAGGGCAUCUUUAAUAAUUCUUUUCCCAUUGCCUGGGAGUCUGGCAUCCUUCCUGAAUUUUAGCUGCAAGUAAGGGCAGUACAGAUUUCUAAUUUGAUUUCUUCAGCAGACAUAAGGGAUAUCAUCUCGUGCAGGACAGAUUUUUUUGAAAAUAUGUUCUAUCUUGCUUCCCAUGCACAACACCCCACUUUGGUCACCAAGAGCCCUUUCCACAGCGAGUUAUUCCUGUAGGUUCUGGAAGCCAGAACAGUUACCAGGGUUGUAUAAUGCAGUGAGAAACAAUUAUUGCCCCAGUAAGCUUACAAACAAAAUAGGAAAAGAUGCUCAGAGAGAAGUGAUUUGCCCAGGUGAGAACACAUUAUCAGCUAGGGAAGCCAGAAAGCUGACUGGGCUUCAGUAACUCCCAAGCAUUCCAAGGGCAGAAUGUUGACUCAGACAAGGAGGGAUUUUACCACUGGGCCUUGAGCAGAUCAGGGGAUUUUACUGUUCCAGCAUAUCCUUGAAGUUCAUCUUGUUUAAUUGCUGAGGAAAUUGUUGCUAUAGGCCAGUGGGUUUGUGUGACCUUAUAUUCUAGUGUGUUGUCUUUAAUCCUUAAUACAUUUCUCAUUAGCUGUCCCCAGUGUCAUUAGGCUGCAACUUGGGAAGAAAACGUUUUGCUUGGGUUUUAAGCUCAGUAGCAAAAAAACCCUUCCAUGAAUUAGAUCUCUCCCAUCUGAAAGCAGUAGUAACCAUCAUUCUGUAGAGGCACCUUCCAAAGGAAAAAACCAGACAGACAGAGAAAUGUAUGCAUUUAUUUUCCUCCUUCCUCCGUUCCUUCAACUCUUUGUUGUCUUUUAUUUCCUCCCACUCUUCUCCCAUAGAUCUGAUGCUAUGUGUAUCUGAGGCAAAGAAUGUGUAAAUAACCCAUGGAGGGCACCAGCUCCUAUGUGGGACCUGUAGGCUUGCCAGCUCUGGUUAUGGAAAAGGAAGGAGCCACCUUUUAUCACUGCAGUCGCUCAGUGUGUCACACGGGGGAUUAAUUUGUCCAAUUUGUUGUCUUGCACAGGUCGAGAAGCUGAGAGCAAGGAAAAAAAUUAUUUUUCUUUGCUCUGUCGUUUCCCAGUUGCUGCCUCGGGGCUACAGCGUGUGUUUGACACACAGAGAACAUCUACAUUCCCCUCUCCCCAUUUCUUCCCAUUGUGUCAACAGUGGAUGCAGUGGGAGAUCAAACCAGUGACAGAGAUGAGCUGCCUCCUCAUUUUUCCUGGCUGAGAUUCAAAGGAUAAGUUGUUGCUAACCAACAUCAUCUGGUGUUGCAGAAGGGAAAAUGGUUAACAGCUCCCAUUUAUCCAUGGUGUUAUAUCAGUCAUCAUCUUUAUUCUCCUCGGCCCAGCCCUGCCUCAGACAUGGUUGAGGCAGAAGGGAAAAUGCCUGUUUCCAAACAAAACAACAGUUGCUCUAAGAGAAGGAGCCCUACAUAAACAGACAUCAGGUUUUCCCUGUUUUCCCACAUCAAACCUAUAGCUCGAAUUCCAGUGGCAUUACUGCUGAUCUUAUCUUGGGAAUGCUUUAACAGGAGACCAGCUCUGAGGUCACUGGGAAUGCUUCACUGAUGGACUGUAUGGCAGGGCAAUUGAAAGUUGAGCUGCUCCUCUGUUCCAUGAGCUCUAGUUGGCACUGUCUGUGCCAGCUCUCCCUCUCCUCAGAUCCCUUUGUUUAUCCAAGUCCUGCAGCUUGUCCAGUGGACAAUGCCAGAGUGCCAUCACCUGUUGUGAACUCCACUGAUAAUCCCAGCAUUGGCUACAAUUUCUUGUAAUGUGGCUUUUUAAUACAAGUAUGUUUCAAGUUAAUGUUCUUUCUAGAAAAAAGACUUUCAGGUCAGCAGGCCUUCCCUCAGUCUUUCCUGAGGCAAGAGAGAGACCGAAAUCCAUGAGAAGCUGAUUUGAGUGCAGGCCUGCAGGGUUUUGUCACUGGUUGCACCCACAGUGCAGAAUUUCAGACUCUCCAUCCUCUGUGGAGGGGAUUUCCAGAGUCAUAACUCUGGAGCAAAGACAGAGCAACUCAGCAACACAAGCCAGUGAGCAGGAUAAGGCACUGAGAGCUAAACACAGCUCAGAUUUUGACAUGGAGAACAGCUGUGCUCAGGGUGCUGUCAGUAGUAACAGAGACCCCACUUUGUGACGUGAGUGAGGUGACAAAGCUCAGCUCUUUGCUUACCUCAGGCCAGGAAAUGGUACCACAACUCUUGAAAGAUCUGAAUCAUGCCUUGUCCAUUCUUGUAUAUUCCUGUAGACCUUCUUGUCCAUAUGCCCUAAAGGUAAGUAAAUUAAUGAUUUCCUUUUAGUAAUAGAGAGGAUUACGUGUCAUCAGGGUGGACUGGCUUCAAACUGACAGAGAGCAGUUUUAGAUGAGAUAUCAGGAAGAAAUUCUUCCCUGUGAGGGUGGUGAGGCCCUGGCACAGGUUGCCCAGAAAAACUGUGGCUGCCCCAUACUUGGAAGUGUCCAAGGCCAGGUUGGAUGGGGCUUGGAGCAACCUGGGCUGGUGGAAGGUGUCCCUGCCCAUGGCAGGGGAGUUGGAAUGAGAUGAGCUUUAAGGUCCCUUCCAACCCAAGUCAUUCCAUGAUUCUAUCCAGGUGAAGAAGCAGGAAAUACCACUCCAUCCAAAGCUGACCUGGGCCCACCUGUUUGGAAGUGUGUAAGGAGCUGCUCUGUUGAGCGUUAUCCCUCUUGGAAGUUUAGGAGUAGGACUGAGGGAGUGUUUCAUGGAAAGCAGCAUUGUAUGUACCACUCCUGGUGUGGUUUAUAAAGCCCAGCUUCUGAGAAGGAGGGUUCUGUGGUUAAGGAAGUGGCCCUGGCAGGGGGUGCAUCCCCAGGGUGUGCAGCCAAGGGGAGAAGACACUUGCAGAAGCAGCAAAGGGAUGUAAAGUUGUCUUCCAAGAUGACUCUGAUGCCUGGAGAAAAUUCCGACUAUGACUAUAGUGCCCUGAGCUGUGCUUCAGAUACUUCCUUCAACCACCCAUUCUUUCCAGAGUCAGAAACCCUCAAGGGAGUCUUUUACCAAAGAGCCAGGCUAAUUCCCCCCCAGGAGGAUCUCCUCAAAGGCUUUCACCCCGACGACAGGAAGCACCACAUCAUUAUAAACGUGGGGGGCAUAAAGUACCUGCUCCCCUGGACCACACUCGAUGAAUUCCCACUGACACGUCUGGGACAACUGAAAUUCUGUAAUAAUUUUGACGACAUUCUCAACAUCUGUGAUGAUUACGAUGUGACUUGCAAUGAAUUCUUUUUCGACCGCAACCCGGGGGCGUUCAGGACAAUCCUGACCUUCCUGAGGGUCGGGAAACUUCGGCUCCUGCGCGAGAUGUGUGCGCUGUCUUUCCAAGAGGAGCUGCUCUACUGGGGGAUUGAGGAAGACAACUUGGACUGGUGUUGUAAAAGGAGAUACCUGCAAAAAAUGGAGGAGCUCACAGAGAUAAAUGAACGGGAGGAUGACCUCCUAGAAAAUGAAACAACAGGUGAAACAGUAGAGGAGACAAAAAUUGGUUUGUGCAUGAAAAAGUUGCAAGACAUGGUGGAAAGGCCCCAGUCUGGCCUUCCUGGAAAGGUGUUUGCGUGUUUGUCUGUUUUGUUUGUAACUAUUACAGCAGUGAACUUAUCCAUCAGCACCAUGCCUGACCUGAGGGAGGAGGAGGAAAAGGGUGAGUGUUCCCAGAUGUGCUACAACAUUUUCAUUGUGGAGUCUGUGUGUGUGGCAUGGUUUUCCCUGGAGUUCCUGCUGAGGUUCAUCCAGGCAAAGAGUAAGUUUGCGUUCCUGCGGCGGCCGCUGACGCUGAUCGACAUAAUCGCCAUCCUGCCCUACUACAUCACGCUGCUGGUGGACACCACCUCGGUGGGCUCCAAGAAGCCCAGCUCCGGGAACAUCUACCUGGACAAGGUGGGGCUGGUGCUGCGGAUCCUGCGGGCGCUGCGGAUCCUGUACGUGAUGCGGCUGGCGCGGCACUCGCUGGGGCUGCAGACCCUGGGCCUCACCGCCCGCCGCUGCACCCGCGAGUUCGGGCUCCUGCUGCUCUUCCUGUGCGUGGCCAUCGCGCUGUUCGCGCCCCUGCUCUACGUCGUGGAGAACGAGAUGGCGGAUUCCCAGGAGUUCACCAGCAUCCCCGCCUGCUACUGGUGGGCUGUCAUCACCAUGACCACCGUGGGCUACGGGGACAUGGUGCCCAGGAGCAUCCCCGGGCAGGUGGUGGCCCUGAGCAGCAUCCUGAGCGGCAUCCUCCUCAUGGCAUUCCCCGUCACCUCCAUCUUCCACACCUUCUCACGCUCCUACCUGGAGCUGAAGCAGGAACAGGAAAGAAUAAUGUACAGGAGAGCACAGUUCUUACUGAAAGCCAAGUCUCAGAUGAGCAAUGAGUCACAAGGGAGUGAGGUUUUAUUCACCACUCUCUCUUCUGAGACCAAGGACAAUGAAUGAAAUUUAAGUUACUAUUUCCCCUGCUGUCGAGUAGUUUUGUUGUAUCAGAUUCCAUCUUUUAAUUUGCUUUGGAAGCAUUUUACAAGGGUAACCCUCUUACUAAAAUGAAGAAAAAGAGCUAUGGCCAGGAACUGAUGUGAUUUAAGAGGUCUGUUAUUAUGCUGUUCUUUCCUCCCCCCCUCAGUAUAAUGUAUAGGACAGGUCUUGCACUGAGAUCAUGCAGUGGGAUUUAAGGAAUUAAAAGAUCCCUGACAAGAAAAAAAAGAAGAACAACAUAUAAUUAUGCACUUGACAGGCUGUUUUGCCAUUUGUAACACACAUUUUUCCAACCGAAUCACAAUGUAUAUAAUCAUUAAACAGGCUGCCAUUUCUCUUGUUCUUCUUGUAUAUAAAUAAUGUAAAUACAACAAAAUUAAUGGCUAAAUUCUCUCCCAGUAACAUGCCUUGGAGCAUAAUGGAAAUAACCACAGAUGUUUGUCCCAUUGUGCUUUUAAAAAAGUGUCAAGAUUUGUCACUCACAACAGAACCACGUAUUUCUUUGCAAGUCAGCCCUAAACACAGCAGAAAAGAGAGAUCAAGCUGUUUACAGUAUAACCUUGCUAAAGAUGUAAAUACUUAGAGCUCCCCAGCUUCAAAAUUUAAUUGGCAUUACAGCAUUGAUUCUUUGCCAUCGAAUGCAGCAUUCCCAGGAACAAAGCCUUGGAGUUUUGUAGCACUUAAUAUUAUUAUCAAGAGGUGAGUAGCUGCAAAUGCAAUGCAAUAUGCAUGAGGAGCUGCCAGCCUUCCCCACCAUCUGUCCCAGGUUUCACUGUACCUCAGCUCUGGAAGGGAAUUCAGAGAGGGCAUUUUCCAGGGGACCCCCCACCAGUGCUGGGCAAAUCCACGCUGGGCUCCCAUUCCCACUGAGCACUUGGUUCUGUAUAAGGAGCAGAAAAUAUGUGGUCGUGGGAAGUUGCCAGUGAGGAAAAAAAAAAAAACAAAAUACCAUUUGAGUCAUGGAGUGGGGUGCACUGACAGCUUUAUCCUGUCCUCAAUCAAGAGGGACUCAAGGCUUCAUUAACUCUGCCUUUGCCGUCCUUACACACAUGGUAGGAAUGGAGAAAAUUUUAAAUAGGACAUGAAAAAGCAAUUCAGGUCCUAAACCACAACCACGUAUUCGUCAGCCCCAGGGCUGUCUUGGUCCAGGUUCUGCUGAAGUUGGGGGGAACACAUGGGUCAUGAGAUGCUCAGGUUUCUCUGCAGGUUAAUGACAGACCCCCCCCCAUUUAUUUUAGAGGGGAUGGUACUGGCUUGAUAACAGCUCAGGAGAAAAACUCCAGAACUUAAAAGAAAAUUAAUUUAAUCCACUGAUUUAUUUCAUGUGCUUAGAAGUAGAGGAAAGCUAACCUGAGGAGUCUCACCUUUUUUCCCCUUCUUUUUAUUACAUUUACUUAUUAGCAAGUUAAGAGUUGGGGAAUUUAGAAGUUUCCAUCACACUGACCAAUGCUUCUCUACAUUGAUUUUCAGAAAUACUAUCUCUUAUUGGCAUUUCUAGAAACACCAGAAUGCAAGAUGGUUUUACAAUUUAAAUUAAGACCAAGGACACAACCAUUGUCCUUUCAAAAAAAGUAAAAUUAGUUUCUCAGUCUGUGCUGUUUGGCCAAGCCCACACUAUGCUGAUUUUCUUUUCAAAUAUCUUUAAAAUACAAUUUGAAGGCGUUCUGAUAUGCUUGUUCCUGAAGGAUAAUUCCCAAAGUUUUUAAAAUGCACUUUUCAAAUAAUUAGGGCUCCAGUCUGCGGUAGGGAAAUGUGCCUAUGGAACUUUACUGCAGAGUGCUAAAAUAUCCAGCCUAAACUCUUGGCAAUUAAUUCUGCGCCAAAGCUACAAAUGAACCAGCUUUUCACUCUUCUUCUUCAGCUUUAAUUAGAGUUGGACAAAAAACAGGAACAUCGUGACAAGAAAGGGACACGUUUUCCAUUUUAUCCCCAUUUUUUUAAAUUUCAGGACUGUUUGAUCAUCUGUGGCAUUGGCUGCAGCACAAGUGCUAUACAUCUUCUACCUUGGUGUCAGCGUUCGUUAUAAAAAGAACUGGUAAUUAGAUUGGUCCUGUGAGCAACAGUUGCUUAUCUAAGAAUGUGUUUGACAGGCUGAGCCAUAAAUAAGAAGCUGUAAGUGAAUAUAAGGAGAAAUCAAGACUUACCAAAUAAAACCUAAGCUCAUUUCCAUGUUCUGCUAGUUAAUAAAUGCUGUAGGGCCAUCCAUUUUCUCAAUGUCUUUACAUUAAUGUGCCUUUAUUUUAUGUAUCACUUUAUUUUUUUUUUAUCCCCAAACCGAAGCUUGAUUCUAAAGCCCUUGUCCAGAAAAAAAAAAACCACCAAAAUUAAAAAUAUCACCCUGGAGUUGGGUGUUGGUUGAGCAAAACUGUGAAAGCAUCUUGCCUGUUGCAAGUUCUGCCUAAGCCAGGGACAAAUAAGCUGCGAGGAUGUACCUACCCCGUGUAAUUUUGUACUUGGCAACAGCUCCUUGUAAGGAUAUGGCCAUGUUUUACUCUGAAUCACUCUAACAAACCUGGCUGUGUUUUACAGGAGGCAAUACAGACUGUAGUCCUUAUGCUAAAUAAAUCCAGCUAGAAGAGAACAACACUAGUUUGAAGCCCACACGCUGUUCCAGCUUUGCUGGGAAGGCUGAGGGUCUCAGAUGAUUAUGCCUUUUUACAGCAUAGUAUCUGAAUUUUUAGCCAAAUUCACGAGAAUUGUGGCUCGACUCUAAAGCUGCCUGUUCUGAGAGCCCCCGAGUCAGCUAUCACUCCUUUUUGGCAUUUUAGCAGCAUGUGCAGCCAACAAGACAGCUGCAAUAAAGCCCCGUUGUGCUUUCCUGACGCGGGAGGGUUGCUGGGGUGCCCCGACAGUGGUGACGUCUGUGACAGCGAUGGGCACUGCUCUGGGACUGCCCUCUGUAUGCUCAGCACAUGUACAGAAUGAACCCCACAGCAGGAGCUGUGCUAGUGUGGAUUAAUAAAGUGUUGGGCUCUCCCUGCA